CAGAUAGAGGAGAGAGCGACUGUAGUAAGUACUCUGGUCGGAGGGAGGGAAGUCUAUCUUGUCCUAUCGCUGUCUGAUUUGUCGUGGAACUUUCAUCCAAGUUCUGGCUUCAUGCUGCUCUUGUUAUUUCUUCUCAUUUGUAGUUCUUCUGCAUUUUGAUUUUAUUUUCAUGUUUAACUCAAUUACAGAUAAGCUUCUCGUGUUCUUGAUUUUAUAUUUCAUAUUUAAUUCAAUUACAAAACUUAUCUUGUUCAUGGUGGAGACGCAUUAGUUGUUUGAACUGAAGGAUUCAGUUAGAUUCAAGCUCGGACUCAACUCAUUGAUCUCCAGCCUAGACGAGCAGGGUUGAACAAAGGAAAAAACAGUAAACACAGGGUUUUGGAAGAAUGAAUUUUGACUUGAAAACCUAGAGAAACGCCGCUCACGCCAAAAGCUUCUUAGAAGACAACUCUUCGACUUUCCGGAAUCGAAGAUUCUGAAGGUGACAGAUUUGACUUGAUCCGGAGCCGCCAGCCUAGAAGGAUCGGAAGCCAUGGUGCCCAGCUCUUGACCGGGCGUUCCUCUGAACUUGAAGAACCUCUCUCUCUCUCCCUCCCUCUCUCUCAACUGUGAUAUCGCGACGGGGAACAAGAUGGAAGCGACAGCUGUGGAUCUGUUGCGGGUGGAUUUGCCCUUACAUGAGGAGACUUUGGUGCUCGAAGCAGACAGGAGGUUCGGGCUCGUUUUGGUUGAUCUCGUCAAUGGAUUUUGCACUCCUGGAGCCGGGAAUCUGGCCCCAUUGACUGCCAAUGAUCAAAUCUCGCUUAUGGUGGAUGAAUCUGUCAAGCUUGCUAGGUUCUUCAGCGAGAGAAAAUGGCCAAUACUUGCUUUUCUGGACACCCAUUAUCCUGAUAAGCCCGAGCCACCUUAUCCUCCCCAUUGUAUCAUUGGAACAGGAGAAGAAAAUCUGGUUCCUGCUUUGCAGUGGCUGGAAAAUGACGCAAAUGCGACAAUUAGACGCAAAGGCUGUAUUGAUGGUUUUAUCGGCUCUAUGGUUGAGGAUGGUUCCAACGUAUUCAUUAAUUGGGUGAAAAGCAAGGAGAUUCAUUCUAUUUUGGUGCUAGGGAUAUGUACAGAUAUAUGUGUCUUGGACUUUGUUGCUACCACCUUAUCUGCGAGAAAUCGAGGUUGGCUAUCUCCAUUGGAAGAUGUUUUUGUUUACUCAAAGGGAUGUGCAACUUAUGAUCUUCCUGCUUGUGUUGCUAAAGAUAUUAAGGGAGCUAUUUCCCAUCCUCAGGAAACCAUGCAUCAUGUGGGCCUCUAUAUAGCACAAGGAAGGGGAGCAAAAAUCGUGCGGAAAGUGGAGUAAAGGUUGAAAGAUGGUUCCACCACCUGUUGUAACCUAUAGAUAUAUUAAAAUGUUAAGUGGCUUGUAGCUUCUCUGUGUUGGCAAUUUCCCCGAAGCAUACCUAAAGUGAGAAAGAGUGAAGAGCAUAAGGGAAAUGUUUGCAGCAAUCGAAACUAAACUUGUACAAUGGUCCCUGCGACAUUUGUACCCUUGUUCACCUUCAUGAUUGGCAAGCUUAAUUUUCCUAAAAGGCCAAAAAACAAUAACUUUGUAAGCAUAAGCGCCCAAUCACGAACAUCUCUAAUGCUCUAUUUUCAAUUAGAUCA
Nymphaea colorata (pocket water lily) is the source of this 1653-nucleotide messenger RNA. RefSeq names its product nicotinamidase 1. The coding region runs from base 632 to 1348 and encodes 238 amino acids. Gene Ontology annotation, biological process: pyridine nucleotide salvage. Gene Ontology annotation, molecular function: nicotinamidase activity. The record is from RefSeq and is a predicted model, not a curated record. NCBI's taxonomy places the organism in Eukaryota, Viridiplantae, Streptophyta, Magnoliopsida, Nymphaeales, Nymphaeaceae. The transcript is spliced from 6 exons.